AUGAAAGUAGACACGUGUCUUACAUUGCUGACCGGUCUGGAUGAGUGUUAUGUUAAGGAAUGCUCACCCUCUUCGCACAUCACGGAGGAAAAUUAUCGCUAUUACGACAUAUCCAAAAAGAAAUCAAAGCAUCUUCUUGAUGUCUAUUGUCAUUCAGAAAAAGCAGAUAUAGGGCUGUGGAGAGACACCAAGACUCCAGUGUUUGCCAUCGGACAGUUGGAGAAAAGCGAUUCUAAGCAUCCAGCUGCUCAAGCCACAGAAGCUCUUGCGGGAACCUACCACAAUUUGUUACCAACACUACCUAAUACUCCGUCUCCUGGUGAUGAGAAAACGAGUCACCAGCAAAAGAGAAUUAGAAAGAUGAAAAGCCAGCUCAGCUUGCGUAUCCAGACCAACAACCAGCCUAUCUGCCCUGCUUGGACGAAGGACGAAACUCAUCUGGGUUCUCAAUUUGACUCAGCAUGGGCACAAGAAGAACUCGCUGAGGGAGAAUAUGAAAGUGACAAAGAGUCAAACGACAAGUCUGGAUCCUCGACCUUAACAAUCGCUCCAAGUAUCAAUCCCGGAUUUCAGAUCUGUCUCGACCUUCUGACCAGCGAGCUCACUGCUGCUUUCUUUCAACGACACCCCAUGGAAGACCAGAAACGGGCUUCCAGAUUACAGAUUCAGCUCCUGAUCGAAGCGUAUGAAGAUCUUCUCCAACAGGUGCAGCAGAGGCAAGGCGGGCUUCACAUCUCCAGUGUUUCGGAAGAGGAAUGGGAAGGUACGGAAAGGCUUUUUGAGUAUUGGUUGGAUAUGUUGUACUAUUUUUAUGAUCUUACGGAGGCUUCCGAGGGGAUGAAUAGUUUGUAG
Molecule: messenger RNA, 852 nt
Organism: Glarea lozoyensis ATCC 20868
Lineage: Eukaryota; Fungi; Ascomycota; Leotiomycetes; Helotiales; Helotiaceae
Exons: 1
Coding region: 1-852 (283 amino acids)
Source: RefSeq, a predicted model, not a curated record